Chenopodium quinoa (quinoa) is the source of this 624-nucleotide messenger RNA. RefSeq names its product serpin-ZX-like. The record is from RefSeq and is a predicted model, not a curated record. Gene Ontology annotation, molecular function: serine-type endopeptidase inhibitor activity. NCBI's taxonomy places the organism in Eukaryota, Viridiplantae, Streptophyta, Magnoliopsida, Caryophyllales, Amaranthaceae. The coding region runs from base 1 to 624 and encodes 207 amino acids. The transcript is spliced from 3 exons.
AUGGAUUUUUGCGUAGAUGUUGGCAUGCACAAAUUAGUGAAGGAUGUACAAUCAUCCGAUAAACCUUUAGAAAACGUUGUUUUUUCAGCUUUUGGUAUGUGUGUAAUAUUAAACAUGAUUGCUAAUGGUGCUAAAGGAGCAACCUUGCACCAACUUCUCCAUUAUAUCAAACUUCAAAGUGUUGAUGAUUUGGUCACUCAAGCUUCUAAUCUUAUGCAAUUAGCCAAAUCCUCCGGUUCCGACGACAACGAUGAUGAUCUGGUUAUAUGCAACUUCAAUGCUGUUUUGGUGAAGGAAUCAAUAACCCUUAAUAAAAAUCACCAGAGGUUUCUUGAGGAUGCAUACCAGGCUAAAGUCAAGUAUGUUGAUUUUAAGCGAAAGGAUGAAGCAGUUGCGGAAGUGAAUGCAUGGGUUGAACAAGAGACAAAAGGCCUCAUUAAUAAACUUUAUCUUAAUGGAGCCUUUAAUUCUCCAAACUUAACCCUAAGUCAUGCAAAUGGACUCUACUUUAAUGGGAAGUGGGAAAAUGAAUUUUUGGAAUCAAACUCAAAAAUGGAGACAUUUUACCCUAUAGAAUUCCCUAUAAAAUCUCACAUAACUAUGAUCAAAAUCUUUCAAGCUUGA